AUGGGUCAUAUGAAAGAAGUGAAACUGAAAAUAAACGUGGAGGGAAUGCUAGAAGCCUGCAAAGACAUCAGCGCUGAAGAGUCUGAGGCGCUUCUUAAGUUUGACACGCCAAAAAGCCAUGUGGUCAUACUAGACCGCAUGUUUAAAGACAACUUGGAAAUAGAGGGAGGCCCUGACAGCAACGAAGAAAAAGAGAAUAUUUUGUACAUAUUUAAGAAGAGGCUCUUUCAAUACUUUACAUACAACCUAUACGGGCAUGCGGUUAUGGAGAUGCUAUACGCUGCACUGAGGGCUAAAAAAGAUGUGCUAAUUGAAGUUCGGCUUGCCGCCUUGAUUGGCGACAUUAUAAGCUCAAACUCUCUUAUAUACAGCCCUGGAAACGGGAUAUAUAUGCCAAGUGGCAAGAACGAGCCUGCAGAGGGUAUAUUGCGCCCUGAUAACAGUCUUGAUUUGCGCUCUAGGACAUACACACUGGAGAUUGACACUGCAAAGAUUUCGAAGAUGGAGGGCUUUCUCUGCUACAAGUCGGAGAUCCUGAAUAGAGACUUUUUUGAGUACAUUGCUAAAACGCUGGAUAUAAGAGGCAUGGAUAUAGGCAAGUUUGGAAAAUAUCUGCCAGAAGAAACAUGCCACCCGCUGGAUGAGCUGUACGCCACCCCGUACGAAAACAGCAGCAUGCCUUUGGUGGACUACGGCCUCACCCUUAUCCACGAAAAAUAUUACGAGAUCAAAGACAUACUUGAGAAAAUAAAAAUAAGAGAGCUGAAUAAUGACAACAGCGAUUCAGAGGAGAUAUCCGGACAGAUUAACGAGCUGUUUCCCUUCGAGGAGGACUUGAAAAUAGUUUUUUCCAUUGGCAAGCAUCUGCAAAAAAUAAUCCAUGAAAAGGCAGUAUCCAACGGGAUGCUCAGCGCGAUGGAAUACAUGGCACAUAGCACUGACCUCUUGGACAAGAAAAAGAAGCUGACAAUAACUGCUGACUUAAGCGAUUUUGUUAGAGACUACAUAACUGGGAGAGAAGGCUUAGAGGAGAAGGUGCAUGAAAGAAAAAUAAAAGUGGACAGGAAGAUCCAGACUCUGCACGCCUUGGAAAAUAUGAAAAAAGAACACAGCCGGACAGAAAAAGGAGAAAACAGAGAAGAGGUGAUCAAAAAGCUAGACUCUGUUAUCGACAGCCUGGAAACGGAAAUAUGCACACUGCUGUAUAACAGAAGAAAAGAGUACUUGCAGAUCAAUAACAUUCGCAAUAUUUCAAACUACCUAUCUGGCAUAAGCCCUGUGCAGCAAGAAGGCAUACUCAGAAAGAUGGAGGCGUUUGGAAAAACGCAGGGCAUAGAAGUGGCAAGAGUGAAAAAACUCCUCUCAAUAAAACUCACGCGCACAAACCUAGUUAUAGUAUUCAUACUGUUCUGCGGCAUGCUUAUGCUGCUGUCAACAGUAGGCUCUAAUCUAAUGAGCGGAAUAAAGUCUAACAGCUCUAACUAG
Messenger RNA from Nematocida minor, 1485 nucleotides. RefSeq lists its product as uncharacterized. The transcript has a single exon. The coding region runs from base 1 to 1485 and encodes 494 amino acids. The record is from RefSeq and is a predicted model, not a curated record. Lineage: Eukaryota; Fungi; Microsporidia.